UUAGGGGCUGACCCGAGGCCCCGCUAUGGACGGCGAGAGCGAAGUAGAUUUUUCUAGCAACAGAUUAAUCCCUUUAUGGCGGAGGCGGUCGACCCCUGAUCCCCAGCUGCUGGGCCGGAGCAAACCGAGGCCCCAGUCCUACCAGAGCCCCAGCGGGUUGCUGAUCACAGAUUUCCCGGUGGAGGACCUGGGGACGCUGCCUGCCGCGCAGACUGCCACCCAGCUGCCCACCUCGUCGGAUGGCAGGACAGUGCAGAGGAGCCCGCUCCUCCUUUGUACCCAUCGAGGGGCGGUCACCAAUGGGCGGACGAUCUCCGCGGAAUACAGAGCUGCUUCUCCUCGACCCCGACGGUCCAAGUCACCGCAAGUCCCCAAAAUAAUAUCGGGAGGCUCCCCGAAGUCCCCGGCGAAUGGCACGGUGACCUCUCCGGCCCCGCAGCCACCGCUGCGUAUCCCGCGGACUCCUUCGUCUCCCGCGCCCUGCAGCCCCGAGAACCUCACUGGAGUUACUGCCAACCGGGUGCUUUCACCCACCAUCAACGGUCUGGCCUGUAAAAUCGAUUCCUCUGGCUCCAGUUCUCAGACUGCACAGACGGCUAAGGACUCAGAACGGGGGCCCUCGGGACUCUCUAAUGCGCUCCCGAAAAGGUCUUCAGAACAAAACCUCCCCCUCCAAAGGCUGCCCUCACAGGAGAACGAACUGCCCGAAAAUCCGUCUGUGGUUUUGAGUACAAACAGCCCUGCUGCCCUCAAAGUUGGGAAGCAGCAGAUCAUUCCGAAGAGCCUAGCCUCAGAAAUUAAAUUAAGUAAACCGAACAGUCAGAAUGUGGAGCCCCACAAGAGACUCCUCAAAGUGCGCAGCAUGGUAGAGGGCUUUGGAGCACCCCUGGGUCAGGCAGGGGAUGACCGGGACGUGGACAAUGAUGUGGAUAGCCCCGGGUCUCUGCGGCGAGGCUUGCGGUCCACAUCCUAUCGUAGGGCUGUGGUCAGUGGUUUUGAUUUUGACAGCCCUAACAGCACAAAGCAGAAGAACAGGAUGUCUCAGCCUGUCCUGAAAGCAGUGAUGGAAGACAAGGAAAAGUUUUCCAGCCUGGGAAGAAUAAAGAAAAAAAUGCUGAAAGGACAAGGAACAUUUGACGGGGAAGAAAAUGCAGUCCUAUAUCAAAACUACAAAGAAAAGGCCCUUGACAUUGACUCUGAUGAAGACUCGGAGUUCAAAGAACAGAAGUCAGAGGAGAAAAUUGUGAUUCACCCCAGGCCUCUGCGAUCCACGUGGAGCCAGCUCUCUGCAGUGAAGAGAAAUGGGUUGUCUCAGACAGUAAGCCAGGAAGAAAGGAAGAGACAAGAGGCAAUCUUUGAAGUCAUUUCAUCUGAGCAUUCAUACUUACUGAGCUUAGAGAUCUUGAUUCGAAUGUUUAAAAAUUCCAAAGAACUGAGUGAUACAAUGACUAAAACUGAGAGACACCAUCUUUUCUCCAACAUUACAGAUGUCUGUGAAGCAAGCAAAAAAUUUUUUACAGAGUUGGAAGCAAGACAUCAGAAUAAUAUUGUCAUAGAAGAUAUCAGCGACAUUGUAGAGAAGCACACGGCAUCCACGUUUGAUCCCUAUGUGAAAUAUUGCACAAAUGAAGUUUACCAACAGCGUACACUACAAAAAUUGUUAGCCACCAAUCCCUCCUUUAAGGAAGUAUUGUCUCGGAUUGAGUCCCAUGAAGACUGUAGGAACCUACCCAUGAUCUCUUUUCUCAUUCUCCCCAUGCAGAGGGUGACCCGGCUUCCCCUACUGAUGGAUACUAUCUGUCAAAAAACACCUAAGGAUUCUCCAAAAUAUGAAGUCUGCAAAAGAGCCUUAAAGGAAGUAAGCAAAUUGGUUCGGCUGUGUAAUGAAGGAGCCCGUAAGAUGGAAAGGACCGAGAUGAUGUAUACAAUUAACUCCCAGCUGGAAUUUAAAAUUAAGCCUUUUCCAUUAGUCUCCUCUUCCCGGUGGCUAGUGAAAAGAGGAGAGUUAACAGCCUAUGUAGAAGACACAGUGCUUUUCUCGAAGAGGACAUCCAAACAACAAGUCUACUUCUUUCUCUUUAAUGAUGUCCUCAUUAUCACCAAGAAGAAGAGUGAAGAAAGUUACAACGUCAAUGAUUAUUCCUUAAGAGAUCAGCUCUUGGUGGAAUCUUGUGACAGUGAAGAGCUUAAUUCUUCUCCAGGGAAGAACACUUCCACAAUGCUUUAUUCAAGACAGAGCUCUGCCAGUCACCUCUUUACUCUGACAGUCCUGAGCAACCACGCAAAUGAGAAAGUGGAAAUGCUGCUAGGGGCAGAGACACAGAGUGAACGUGCCCGCUGGAUCACUGCCCUCGGACACAGGAGUGGGAAGCAGCCUCCAGACCGAACCUCACUGACCCAGGUGGAAAUCAUUAGGUCGUUCACUGCCAAGCAACCAGACGAACUCUCCCUGCAGGUAGCGGAUGUGGUCCUCGUUUAUCAGCAUGUAGGAGAUGGCUGGUAUGAGGGGGAGCGACUUCGAGAUGGAGAAAGGGGCUGGUUUCCUAUGGAAUGUGCUAAGGAGAUAACAUGUCAAGCUAUAAUCGACAAGAAUGUGGAGAGAAUGGGACGUUUGCUAGGACUUGAGACCAAUGUGUAACCUCUGAGACAGCAUUCUGUUACUGCAAGAUUUGCACUACACAAUGGUGGACUGAUUGUACCGUUAACUUCAUCACCACCUAUUUAAAUAAAAAAAAUAAAAACACUUGCCUUUAAACUUGCCAAGAUGUCUGCUCUCCAAAGAACAGCUAGUAAAUUCACAAAACUCAGUUCUCACGCGAUAGCCCCUUGAAGAACCUCUUUGGAUCCUCAGAGCCCCCACUUCAGGGCUCAGACAGACUCUUAAAGAGCACCUACUUCCAUUGCAUUCUGGCAUAAUUUAUGUGUAUGUGGCUGUGUCCUGAUUGUCUUAUUUUGCUAAGAACAUUACUAUCCCCCUUAAACAUCUUUAUGUGGUUUUCCAAGUAUUAGCAAGAUUCUGUAUUUAAGGAAUGCCUAGUUUUGUAAAUAUGUUUUUCCUAUUUUUUUUAACAUCUGAGUCUAAAGUUAUAAUUUUAAAAGGAACUGAUGAGAGUUCAGAAGUGAGCUGUCAGAUUUUCCUAAAUCACUUCCCAGGAAAGGGACAUUGACACUUGAAUUUUCUCCCAUUUUCAUUAGAUGGAGAAAGUGAGGCCCCUUUUGAUUUUUUUUUU
Molecule: messenger RNA, 3230 nt
Organism: Octodon degus (degu)
Lineage: Eukaryota; Metazoa; Chordata; Mammalia; Rodentia; Octodontidae
Gene: Arhgef26
Product: Rho guanine nucleotide exchange factor 26
Exons: 14
Coding region: 26-2638 (870 amino acids)
Biological process (GO): activation of GTPase activity
Molecular function (GO): guanyl-nucleotide exchange factor activity; protein binding
Source: RefSeq, a predicted model, not a curated record